AUGAAAUAUACUUGUGCAUUAUUUGAUUUAGACGGUACUUUAAUUGAUACAGAAUCUAUGUACGCUGCAAUUAAUCAAGAAUUUAUUAAUUUGUAUGGUGAUGGAAAGAAAUAUGAUUGGGAAACUAGAAAACAAGUUAUGGGAAAGUCAGCUGAAUAUGCUAAUCCAAUUAUUAUUAAAGCACAUCACAUUUCAAAGACUAAAGAAGACAUGGUUAAAUUUAAAAAAGAACGAUUAGCACAACGAUGUGAAGAAGUAAAACCAUUUCCAAAAGCAUUAGAAAUUUUAAAAUUCUUAAAACAAAAAGGAUUAAAAAUUGCUAUUGCUACAAGUAGUGCAAAAACAAUUUUUGAAACAAAAAUGAAGAAUAAUCAAGAAUUAUUACAAUGUGUUGAUGUAAUAGUUUGUGGAGAUGAUUCUUCUGUUCAUCACUCAAAACCUGCACCUGAUAUUUUUAUUAGAGCAGCAGAACUUUGUGGAGAAAAAGAUAUGAGUAAAACAAUUGUAUUUGAAGAUGCAGUCAAUGGAGUAGAAGCAGGACUAGCAUCAGGAGCAUUUACAAUUGCUAUACCAGACAUUCAUAUUAAAGAUGAUCCAAUAUUCAAUAGAGUCCCAAUAGUAUUAGAGUCUUUAAAAGAUUUUAAACCAGAGAUGAUUGGGUUAGAAGGAGAAAUUUAA
Molecule: messenger RNA, 678 nt
Organism: Entamoeba dispar SAW760
Lineage: Eukaryota; Evosea; Mastigamoebida; Endamoebidae
Product: 2-deoxyglucose-6-phosphate phosphatase, putative
Exons: 2
Coding region: 1-678 (225 amino acids)
Molecular function (GO): phosphatase activity
Source: RefSeq, a predicted model, not a curated record